ACAACUCCUCACAAAAAUGGCAUCCUUUCCAACCUGCUCUUCCGCGGAGCUUACCCCUCUCCUUGGCCUAUCCGCUAACGCCACCGCAGCCGCCGACUACAUAUGCAACCGCUUCACAGCCACGUCCGAUAAAUUCACAACCACGACAUAUGCCAUUGACAACACUUACCUUUUAUUUUCAGCAUACUUAGUAUUUGCCAUGCAACUUGGGUUUGCCAUGCUCUGUGCAGGCUCUGUUCGGGCCAAAAACACUAUGAACAUAAUGCUCACUAAUGUCUUGGAUGCUGCAGCUGGAGGCAUUUCUUACUACGUUUUUGGGUUUGCGUUCGCCUUUGGUGGACCGUCUAACGCCUUCAUUGGCAAACAUUACUUUGCCCUGAAAUCGAUCCCUUCGGCGGUAUAUGACUAUAGUUUCUUUUUAUACCAAUGGGCCUUUGCUAUAGCUGCUGCUGGUAUUACUAGUGGUUCCAUUGCUGAAAGAACUCAGUUUGUGGCUUACCUCAUUUACUCUUCCUUCUUGACAGGUUUUGUAUAUCCAAUAGUGUCACAUUGGGUGUGGUCUAGUGAUGGUUGGGCUAGUGCUACAAGGACAAGUGGCAGUCUUCUGUUCGGGUCAGGGGCCAUUGACUUUGCUGGCUCUGGUGUGGUCCAUAUGGUGGGUGGGGUUGCUGGUCUAUGGGGUGCUUUAAUUGAAGGUCCAAGAAUCGGUAGAUUUGACCGUUCUGGUCGUUCUGUGGCCUUACGUGGCCACAGUGGGUCGCUUGUUGUUUUGGGCACAUUUCUUUUAUGGUUUGGGUGGUAUGGUUUCAACCCGGGUUCCUUUUUGACAAUCUCGAAAUCAUAUGGUACUUCAAAUGCUUUUUAUGGUCAAUGGAGUGCUGUUGGAAGGACAGCUGUCACUACGACAUUGGCAGGAUGCACCGCUGCGCUAACCACUUUGUUUGGCAAGCGCCUACUAGCUGGUCAUUGGAAUGUGACAGAUGUUUGUAAUGGCUUGUUAGGAGGUUUUGCAGCCAUUACUUCUGGUUGUGCAGUUGUUGAGCCAUGGGCUGCAAUUGUUUGUGGGUUUGUUGCAGCUUGGGUUCUUAUGGGAUGUAACUUGUUGGCAGAAAAGUUCAAGUAUGACGACCCAUUAGAGGCCGCCCAAUUACAUGGUGGAUGUGGGUCAUGGGGUCUUUUAUUUACAGGUUUGUUUGCUAAGAAAAAAUAUGUCCAUGAAGUGUAUGCAACUGGAAGGCCUUACGGGCUCUUUAUGGGCGGCGGUGGAAAGCUAUUAGCAGCCCAAAUCAUCCAAAUACUUGUGAUUUUUGGAUGGGUAAGUGUAACCAUGGCACCACUUUUCUAUGCCUUGAAAAAACUCAACUUGUUGAGGGUUUCAAAAGAAGAUGAAAUGCAAGGAAUGGAUCUGACCCGACAUGGUGGAUUUGCGUAUAUCUAUCAUGACGAAGAUGCUAGCUCUCACCCACCACCCGGGUUUAUGAUGAGAAAGAUCGAACCAACAAGUGCAAGUCCAUCACCAAAUCACAACGCAGUGUAGCUUUGUUACACAGUCUUCUUUUUGGGUUUAAGUUAUAGUUGGCUUUAAAAUCAGUCGGUAAUUAUUAUGCAUUUUAGUAGAAUAUUGGAAUUCCAGCUAUGGAGCUUAACUAGUUGUUUUCAUAAACGGGUUGUCAAGUGAGUUGGUUAUGGAAACAACAACGCUGUUGCUUCUGAGAUCCGAGAUGAGCCCGCGACAAAUGUGAUGUAUGUCUUUUUAAAUACGAACGAUUAUGUUGCGUAUGAUUGUAUCAAGAUAAGGUUCCUUAUGUUGGAGUUAUGUUCUUUUGUCUUAGUUUGGUUGUAAAGUUCAUACUUCACAAAUGAUUUGUGAAUAUAAUGUAAGAAAGAUCAAAGAUAAAUUGUUUA
This is a messenger RNA of Erigeron canadensis, 1905 nucleotides long. Its product is annotated as ammonium transporter 1 member 2-like. Gene Ontology annotation, biological process: ammonium homeostasis; ammonium transmembrane transport. Gene Ontology annotation, cellular component: membrane. The record is from RefSeq and is a predicted model, not a curated record. Lineage: Eukaryota; Viridiplantae; Streptophyta; Magnoliopsida; Asterales; Asteraceae. The transcript is spliced from 2 exons. Gene Ontology annotation, molecular function: ammonium channel activity. The coding region runs from base 17 to 1537 and encodes 506 amino acids.